Hylaeus anthracinus is the source of this 928-nucleotide messenger RNA. RefSeq names its product NADH dehydrogenase [ubiquinone] 1 alpha subcomplex subunit 8 (gene ND-19). The record is from RefSeq and is a predicted model, not a curated record. Bases 238 to 759 code for a protein of 173 amino acids. Lineage: Eukaryota; Metazoa; Arthropoda; Insecta; Hymenoptera; Colletidae. The transcript is spliced from 3 exons. Gene Ontology annotation, biological process: mitochondrial electron transport, NADH to ubiquinone.
UAAACAUUAAACUCAAUUAAACUAUUCUAUGGUAACUCACCUUAGAUAACGCAUGCGCAAUUAAAUCCUGAAAAUAGAAUCUUGAGCUCGCGAUCUUAACGUCACCAAGAAGGAAUGAUAUGUUUUUAAACAAGCUUCGAUCUCAAUUAUUGAAAUCGCUGUAAAUCGUGUCACAAUAAACACAUAAUUGUUUUCAUCAUCUUUCUUCGUACUCGAUCACCAUUAACAUUUAACACCAUGGUUUUCACGAGGAAUCAAAAAUUCCCUUCGGACGAAGAGUUAACAGUUCAAGAAAUAAAUGUUAGCUGGCCUAUUCUACAGGCUGCUUCUGUCUACGUGGGAAAGAAAUGCGAAUGGGAUAAUAACGAGUUUAUAUUAUGUAAACAAGAGCUGAAGGAUCCUCGUAAAUGCAUCCAAGAGGGGAAGAAGGUAACCGCCUGCGCGAUGGAGGUGUUCCAAGGUAUUAAGAAACACUGUGCGGAAGAUUUCAAUCGCUACGUAAGGUGUCUGGAACGAUCCUCUGGCACCAUGGAACUCUCCCUGUGCAGGAAUACCCAAGCAGUACUUGACGAUUGCGUUCUGAAGAACAUGAACAUCGAACGGCCUUCCUUCGGGUACUUCUGUGAAGCCAAGGUGCAUGACUCGCCAAGACCAGCGCCGCAGCCUGCCAAAGAGGAAUAUCCAGAUCGUACAUGUCCAGUUGUGGAGCCUCCAUAUCCCAAAGCAAAAUACAGUUCCCGUCAUUGGUGGGCUGUAUAGGUGGCGUCUGCCAGAAAUUUUGUAUAGUAAUCGCGAUACGUACUACGAAGUUGGAAGAACGAGAGCUAAUAUUUACAUUUGUUCCAUUCUGUAUCGGAAAUGAGUAAGAGUCCAUAUGAUGGAAAACUGUAGAUUACGAGGAAGAAAUAAAUAUAAUUGUUUGGUUGGA